Molecule: messenger RNA, 2958 nt
Organism: Aplosporella prunicola CBS 121167
Lineage: Eukaryota; Fungi; Ascomycota; Dothideomycetes; Botryosphaeriales; Aplosporellaceae
Exons: 6
Coding region: 1-2958 (985 amino acids)
Biological process (GO): establishment or maintenance of actin cytoskeleton polarity
Cellular component (GO): cell tip; microtubule cytoskeleton
Molecular function (GO): protein binding
Source: RefSeq, a predicted model, not a curated record
AUGACUCGCCCGAGCAUGAUCAGAGCAGACACGAUCGACUUGCAGAGCCAGAAUGCACCCUCGGCCGCCGACCACACGCGGCAGCCAACUCAGCCCGCGCCGCUCGGCAUUGGCCCCGCCGCACCGCAUCAAGCCGCCGCCGUCAGACAGGUCGUGGAAGAGCGCGCUGAAGAAGAGGGGGGCUGGAGUGAUGCUCAAGGCGACGAUGAUCCGAACGGCGCUGACGGGCACGCGACGCACCUCGACACCGACUCGGAUGCCGACGACGGCGACAUGGCCGACUCUGAGACGGAAGAUAUGGACGACGACAUGCUGGACAAAAUCUCCAGUUCUCCCUCAAUAGACGAUGCGGAUCAUCAUCGUGAGGGUGAGUAUGUGGGGACCCGACUGGAUCCGGCCGCAACCGUGCACGACGAGGGUUUUGUCGACGACGACGACGACGACUGCGAGGACGAAGGACACGAUACGGUAGGAUCAUUACCGAAUGAGGGUUUCCAAGGUAACAGAUACGAAAACGAUGAAGACGCCGAACAUGAAAUCGAGGACCAGGAAGACACGCGUGUAUACCUGGGAAACCAGCUUAUCGAGAUCCGCCCGCUUCCACCCAUACCGAUUGAUCACGCGGACCAAGAUAAGGACCUUGAUGAUAUCCAGCUAGAAACUCGGUCGAGCUCUCCAGCGGGUUCUUCUUCGUCCUGGCAGACCGACAGCGAUGCCUCCAGCUGGGAUGAAGAUAACGAUGAUGAUUCCAAUGACAUUUCUUUUUCUGACGACUCUCGCUUUGUCGACAGCGGUUGGGGCGGUGAGUGCUUACGCGAAACAGAGGACAUCGAUUUCGAAUUCGUUUACGCUCUCCAUACGUUCGUCGCUACGGUUGAAGGGCAAGCAAACGCCACAAAGGGUGACACCAUGGUAUUGCUUGACGACAGCAAUAGCUACUGGUGGCUUGUUCGGGUCGUCAAGGAUGGCAUGAUCGGAUACCUUCCUGCGGAGCAUAUCGAAACACCAACCGAACGCCUGGCGCGGUUAAACAAGCACCGGAAUAUCGACCUUGCGGCGGCUAUGCUCGGUGACAGCGCCGAGAAAUCCAAGAACCCAUUAAAGAAAGCAAUGAAAAGAAGAAACGCCAAGACGGUCCAGUUUACUGCGCCAACAUAUGUCGAAGCGUCCGAUUAUGACUGGUCUUCAGAUGAGGAGGAUGGCGAAAGCGACAUUCUCGGCAAUGGCCAGGCCCAAUCGGACGAUGGAGAAGAGGAGGAAGAAGACUUCGAACAGGAUGAGCAGGUUAAGGUCGAACCUUUGAGGAUCGGUGGCAAGAAAUCGGAUGAUUCUGAAAAUCCCGAUGCUUCCGCCGAAGACAAACUGGACCCGAAGAUAACACGGAAUGGCACGUUACGGAACACGGACUCUUUCUUCAAGGACGACACUACCGAGACCAGGAAGAUUACGUUGACACCAAACCUGCUGAGGGACGAUUCCAGUGCAUCUACUGUGAAGUCCACUGAGAGCAGAGAAAGAGCCGCGAGCAUUGACAGCUUGGAGAAAGAGCUCAAGGGUCAGGUACAAGAGAAAGAGAAAGCGAAAGACGACAAAAAGAAGAAAGAGAAGAAACCGGGAAUGCUUAGAGGGCUUUUCGGCCGCAAGGAUAAGAAAGGCAAGUCUGCUGAACCUGAACAAGAGGAAGAGAAACGUUCUGAGGAGAUAUCCCGAGAGUCGCUCUCAAGGGAUUCCGAAGAAACCGGCUCGCCGAAGCAAGAACCGAAGCAGGAACCCAAGCAGGAGCCCAAGCAGGAGCCCAAGCAGGAGUCUAAGCCCGAGGUUGGGUCACCAGAGCAACAACGGAAAAACCAGAAGCCAGUUAAAAGCGCUGCGCAGAAGGCCAACGAGCCGAAAUCCACGACGCCAAAGACACAGCCGAAAUCAAUUCUCCAAAACUCGGCAGCGAAUAUAGCGGCAAACGCAGCGGCCGAGGCCACUAUGCGCUUGGUGGAAGCAUCUCCUGAGGUAGAGCAAGCAGCAGAAGCAGAACAUGCGCGAGGAAAGUCACCCACGGACGCGCAGCAACAACAACAGCCACCAGCUCAAGGGAAAAACACCACCAGCCGAGCCAAGCAGGCAAUAACUAACGUUCUCAAUACUGGUUCCAACGUACUUGGUACUGGCUCCAACGAGGAACAAGGGCCAAAGAUGCCUCCGCGGGAAAAGGUCAAGAAAUCCAAACAACGUGUGCAGUUGGAUGAUUUCGACUCAUCCGCCGACGAAGAACACGAGGAUCCUUUCGCAGACCAGGAAAACUACCAAGCUCAGCACGAGCAAAACCACAUUGGAGCCCGGCCAGAAGAGGCCAAUGGAAAUGCUUCUGCUACCCGCAUGGACGUAUCUCCCAUCGACACGUCUCACCCCGAGCAGCCGCCUGCCCUCGUUGGGGAUACAUCAAGCCAGGACGACGGCUCGAUUUCUCCAGUCUCUCCGUCCGAUUCGCCUACUCACGCCAACACACCCCACCCCGCUGCGGCCUCAACCCUUCACCUUCCCCCUGCGGCCUCAACCCUUCACCUUCCCCCUGCUACGUCGCCGCCGGCUGGACCGCCUCCCAUGCGCCCCAGUACUGCGCCACCAAAUCCACUUAAAGAAAUCAACACAAACAUACCCAACUCUCCCAGCCUGGCUUCAGGCGCUGACAAUCCUAUGUCGGCGCAAAGCCUGCCUGCCUGGAGUGAUGCCAGCCUGCGUUCGUACUUGGACGAUGGGUCGGAUAUCAGAGAUAUGCUCUUGGUUGUAAAUGACACAACUGGAGUUGUACCGGCCGGUCCUGAGCAUCCAUGGAUGGCGGGGUUGUUCAAGCAGGAGCGCGGCAAGGUCAAGGAGUUAGGGACGCAGCUGGACGGGCUACUAGGCGAGUGGCUGGUGAAGAAGAGAAGAGACAGGGAGCGGGAAGUCGGGGCAGUGUCUCGUUAA